This is a messenger RNA of Osmia lignaria (orchard mason bee), 4171 nucleotides long. RefSeq names its product choline transporter-like protein 1. Gene Ontology annotation, cellular component: membrane. Gene Ontology annotation, biological process: transmembrane transport. The record is from RefSeq and is a predicted model, not a curated record. Gene Ontology annotation, molecular function: transmembrane transporter activity. NCBI's taxonomy places the organism in Eukaryota, Metazoa, Arthropoda, Insecta, Hymenoptera, Megachilidae.
AAACUUGAGCUAACAAACUUUUUGAGGUCAACAAUUAUUGACUGACAAUGAGAACUAAGUGCAUAGAGCUUGAUACAGGAUUUAAAUUCUUCUUAUUUUACUAGAAAGCCAAUUAAUAAGCCUUUGACCAUUCGUUCAAUCAUAAUUCCAUCAAAAUAAUAAAAUCUAGAUGUGGUAGAUACUCUUUGAAAAAUUUCAUUUCUAGUCUUUUGAACGACACAUACCUCUAUUAUACGCAAUCAUACUUUCCAUAAAUCGUUUCUAAUUUUCCUUAACGACCACGAAGAAUGCGGGUAAAAAGAUUCGUCGCUAGAAGCGCGCCAGCAUAAAUGGCAACACCAUGCGUCAUCCAACAACGAUUCCAUUCCUAGAUCUAGGACCUUUCCUAGACCCUUUAUCCGGUUCCACAAUGAAAGGGAACGGACAAGGGGAGAGGGGAUACGAUUUACCUGAAGAGCAAGCCAGGUGCGUUCGUUCAACCCGCGAGCGUCGUGCAGUUUACCUGCGGAAGCGUUUGCUAGCGCAUCAUCGCACGGAACGUUCGUGCUUCGCUCUGUUUCCUCGUGGGUGUUCCAUUCCAUGCGAGAACUCGACCAAAAUUCACGCUUCCAGGCAACACCGUCUCGCGUUACCAAGCCUCGAUGAUCCGAUAUCCCUGCCAGCCGGCGCAUCCGUGACAGAGGCCACUCCUGGACACGGCCAGGAUCCUAAGGAGGUCGCCCAUUUCCAAGGAUUCAAUUCUUCCUCGAAAAUGGGCUGCUGUGGUUGCUCGGACGAACCAUCGUCCAAGGUGGAACCAACAACACCAGAAAAUGAGGGCAUAUCAACGAGACACUCGGAACACGUUUUCGUCACCGAUCGAUCCUGCACCGAUAUUCUGACUUUGAUCCUUGUGAUCGGUCUCGCCAUUGGUUACGGCUUCCUAGUUAGAAACGCGGUGGAGAAAGGUGACGUUUUUCGUGUAAUAAAUGGCUAUGAUAACUGUGGAAAUGUCUGUGGUCGUGUCACAAAGGGCGAAACUGAUCCAGAAUUUCAAUGCAAGGGUAAAGACAUGACGAAUAUGCGGUAUCUGCUGAUGACCAUGGAUGCGAAUGGGGUGAAGUCACGCAACUGCGUGGCCAACUGCUCCGAUCAACACGUAUCGUUCCUGAACCGAUGUGUACCCAAGGAGUAUUCCGAGACAGCAACUUCACUGAUCAGGAAGCUCGGGUUAGAUAAUUUCUACAGGGAGGCUUCAAGGGAUCUGAGCGUUGCGUGGAGGGAGUUGGUCUACCUUCUCUUAAUCGCUUUAGCCAUCUCGGUGGGAAUCUUAAUCGCCUUUCGUUACAUGGUCCAAUGGGUGGUUUACAUAGUGCUGAUCGGCGUUAUACUGGCGUGUAUAGGUGGCUCGACUUUCCUUUGGCUAGCGUGGUACAACGAGAGGAAAGGAGUACAGACGCGCGAAAUACCGGAAGAGGAUUCGAGCGAGCAGGCUUACUUCGUCUACGCGAUCAUACUCUCCGUCGUUACAGUCAUCACACUUCUGAUCAUUCUGGUGAUGAGAAAAAGAAUCGCCUUGGUGAUGCAGCUGUUCCGCGAAGCAGGAAAAGCUGUUUACGCGAUGCCAGCCUUGUUACUUCAACCUAUAUACACAUACUUGUUAAUUGGUUUCACCGUCUGUGCCUGGAUCUACUGUGCGAUGUGGAUAGAAAGCGCGGGAAACAUCUACAAGAACCGAAAGAACCAUAUCCAUUUCAGAAAGGAUACUUUAUUAAUGACGACUAGAUGGUACAAUUUAUUUUUCUUCUUCGUCACCUGCGAGUUCCUCCUGGGUUGCCAACACAUGGUGGUCGCGUUGGCUGUUGCACGUUGGUUCUUUACCAGGGACAAAAAGCAACUUUCUCUGACUGUAACUCGUGGCUUUUGUUACCUGGUGCGCUAUCACCUGGGCACCGUUGCAUUUGGCGCGCUGAUAAUUGGCAUAGUCCGACUGAUAAGGGCGAUAAUUAACUUCGUUCAGAACCGCCUGAAGCGUUACGAUAACGACCUCGUGCGAGGGAUAUUAUGGUGUUGUCAGUGUUGCUUUUGGUGUUUCGAGUGCGCUUUGAAAUUUCUCACCAGGAACGCUUACAUCGAGACAGCCAUUUACGGAUGCAAUUUCUGCGUGGGAGGAAAGAAAGCCUUCCAGGCCUUAUCGAGCAAUAUUUUAAGGGUAGCUGCGAUUAACAGUGUCGGAGAUUUCGUUCUAUUUUUAGGGAAGGUCCUAGUAGUUACCUUAACAGUCGUCUCAGGAAUCUAUCUAAUACAGAAGGAAGGUCUGCAUUAUCCAUGGGUACCAAUCGCUUUAGCAGGAGUGUUUGCCUUCUUGGUGGCACAUUGUUUCAUCUCCAUCUAUGAGAUGAUCAUUGACACGAUAUUCCUUUGUUUCUGCGAGGAUUGUGAAAAGAACGAUGGUAUCAGCAGACCAUACUUUAUGAGCCGUGGAUUGAUGGAAUUCGUGGAGAAUAGUAAAAAAGCUCUGCAUCAUUUGGAUCAUCAAGCAGCGCACACGUAAUGGUAUCAUUCGUUAGAAAACCGAUGCAGCGUUCGAGAGACCCGAAGGACUUUCAAUACGUGCCUUUCGACUCAGUGUGGCAUGAAGCACUCAGAAAUGCCUGUCGUAUUUUUUUUUUUUUUUGUCACUUUACAAGCUCUUCCCAUAGUGAUAUUUUCGUGAAUUAUUUUGAAGAACAGAAAUGGAGGUAUCUCUGCUUUUUACGUUCACCACCGAAAGCGUGACACGAUCGAAGGUUACAGGAAGUAUUAAUCUCUUUGUCACGGUGUCCUCGUACAGGGAAAGAAAGUGAUUAAUUACGCCACAUUUCCAAAAUGUCCUCUUUUACAAAUCGCCCGCAAGACUUGCACACGGAUAUAGAAUACGCUUCCUAUUUGAAUCGUAGCCAAGAAUGAACGAGACGACCCUCGAGGUUGUAAAAGAGGUACACGAUUGUAACAAUUGUUUUUAAACAGAUUACGUAAGAGAAAAGUGAAUCAAAUUUAUCUUUAUGAAUGGUAAAAAUGCUACAGUUAAUACUGUUUAAGGUUUUCAGGUACAAGAGAUUUACUAUAAGAAAGUGUUUCGAAUAUUUUCCCAACAUUGCAGCCAAUUUCAUUAAGUAUCACAAUACUUAAUUAUCAUUAUUAGAGGACUUCUAACGAAGACAGUUGCAAGCAGUGAUAGGCGAUGACUUAAAUACCUUAGAAUAUAAGUACAUAUAUGCAGAGAUUUGUAAUUUUACUUAAACCCUGAUGGUAUGGAAAUUUUCGAAAGCCUUAAACCGUACUAAUAGUUGCAAAUUGAACCUUGAAAGUCUAAAAACUCUCAAGGACAAAAUAGUAUAAUAAGAGAAUUGUCUAUGACGUGAAUUAGUCACGUCCAAUUGUUCGUAUACUAAUUGUUAGUUAAAAACGAUAAGUACUGUGUACGCACACUCGUUAACAUUCUUCUGCGAAGAAGAAUGAUCAUAGUUAUUGUUAACGUUGCCUUCAAGUUACGAUUACCUCAAAUCUUCGUUAUCGAAGAGGUCUACAAAACGAACAAGUCGACUGAAUGGUUGCAGCUUUAAAUAUGCGAUAUCCUUGCGCGAACAAAUUUUUAACAUUCCGAUUCCUAAAUGUUAGCAUGUAUCAUUUUUCUUUUGGUCUCCAAGUCGCUCGCUUGUACAUAGACUUAUCGUACGAGCUGUUUAUAUGCAUUUACUCGCGUUGAUGACGUUCAAUUAGGAUAUCUCGUUUCCUAUCGUACGGAUAUAAUAAUACUCGGAUAGUUUAAAGCAGGAAAGAAUCGACGCAACAUUGUGAGGCUUUUGAUAUUUUGAAAGCGUCUUACGGACGAGUGAAACUAAGUUGCCAAGAGCCAGGCUGAACAAGUGCCAAAAAGGCUGAAGAAUUGAUUAAAUGUUGUAACGCCACGAACAGAACUGUCCACGAGACACGUGGCGUGGAUAAUUCGUGGCUACCUGAGCUAAUUACAUCGAUCAUCGUGCCUACAUAUAUUUUUCUUUCUCGCGUGAAAUCAGCCCAUCAAUGAUGAUGCAUCUAACGCGUCGAUCGUUCGACCGAUAAUGAUCCACAAGAACAAGUACAAUGUCAUUUGUAAACGGUUACAGUCUUAAGUUAAAGAUAGUACUAUAAUUUUAAUAAAUGUUGAAAA